This is a messenger RNA of Heteronotia binoei (common prickly gecko), 657 nucleotides long. Its product is annotated as cytochrome c, somatic-like. Gene Ontology annotation, cellular component: mitochondrial intermembrane space. The coding region runs from base 183 to 500 and encodes 105 amino acids. Gene Ontology annotation, molecular function: heme binding; electron transfer activity. The transcript has 3 exons. Gene Ontology annotation, biological process: mitochondrial electron transport, ubiquinol to cytochrome c; mitochondrial electron transport, cytochrome c to oxygen. Lineage: Eukaryota; Metazoa; Chordata; Lepidosauria; Squamata; Gekkonidae. The record is from RefSeq and is a predicted model, not a curated record.
GUGACACAAAACAUCUCAUUGCCUUGGCGGCACCUGUUGCUCGAUGCCUGGCCGGGCUGUGAGUGCGAAGUCGCGCCCUGGCGACAGCCGCCCCUCAGCGUCGGGCGGGUAGGAGAGAGUUUUAGGGCUGGGCUUUGGGAAGAGGCCGAGCCGGGGUGUCUUAAUCGCGACAGCAGAGCACUAUGGGUGAUGUUGAAAAGGGUAAGAAGCUGUUUGUUCAAAAAUGUUCUCAGUGCCACACAGUUGAAAAAGGUGGAAAACACUUGACGGGCCCAAAUCUUUGGGGUUUCAUAGGCCGCAAAACGGGGCAAGCUCCUGGAUAUUUGUAUUCCGAUGCCAACAAGAACAAAGGUAUUGUCUGGAGUGAAAGUACACUGAUGGAAUAUUUGGAGAAUCCAAAGAAAUACAUCCCUGGAACUAAAAUGAUGUUUGCUGGCAUUAAAAAGAAGAACGAAAGAGCAGAUAUAAUUGCAUACUUGAAAAAAGCGACCGCUUCGUAAAAUAUCACUGCAGCUUCCUUGACGUUGGCACAGUCUCCAGUUUGAAUAAGUGUUAUGCAGCAACAAGUGUUUCAUUAUUGUGUUACCACUGGUUCAUUAAGUACUAGCUAAGGAACAUCAAAUAAAAGUUGAUCUUUUCAGAUACUUUGUCACCUAA